UGCUGUUGUGGAACAAACAAUAUGGCCCAAUGUCGAAAGAAGAAAAAUUCCCAAUGCCAUUCCCAGUCAGUCAUGAUGCAAAGUUCAUUCCUGGAAGCAAGUCUGAGUAUAAAUAACAGUGCUUCUUACAAACUCAACCAUCAGACAGACAGAACUCAAAGACCUGACAAGAGUCACCAGAAGAUCAGAAAACAUCUAGUUUCUAUCUGCUGAACAACUAAACCAGCUGUCCUCUCCUAAGAUGAAGACAUUCAGUGUUGCAGUUGCAGUGGCCGUCAUGCUCGCCUUCAUUUGUGUCCAGGAGAGCUCUGCUGUCCCAAUCACUGGGGUACAAGAGCCAGAGGAGCUGAUGAGCAACGACAAUCCAGCUGCUGAACAAGAAGAGAUGACAGAAGAAUGGAAGAUGCCGUUGAACUUCAGGCAGAAACGCAGCAGAGGCAUGAAAUGCACACCUUACUGCUACCCGACUCGAGACGGGGUCAUGUGCGGUGUCCGCUGUGAUUUCUGAAGAUUCCUGCGAGAAGAUGAGAUUUCUACAACACCAACUAAAUUAUGAGUGAUACAAAUUUCUACAAAAGCAAUUUUACCACUUUCAAUUGUACUUGUGGUUGUAAAUAUCUGAGGAUGUUACUGGAUUUGGUCAUGGUGUUAUUUAAUAUUUGCUCAGUGAUGUAACUGCAUCAUUCACACACUGUACAAACACACUAUACUACUGUGUAUUUUCACAAUAAACUUUCAUUUAACUAAUAUACAAUG
Molecule: messenger RNA, 756 nt
Organism: Centropristis striata (black sea bass)
Lineage: Eukaryota; Metazoa; Chordata; Actinopteri; Perciformes; Serranidae
Product: hepcidin-like
Exons: 3
Coding region: 242-508 (88 amino acids)
Source: RefSeq, a predicted model, not a curated record